Bathycoccus prasinos is the source of this 2016-nucleotide messenger RNA. RefSeq lists its product with no specific name. The transcript has a single exon. Lineage: Eukaryota; Viridiplantae; Chlorophyta; Mamiellophyceae; Mamiellales; Bathycoccaceae. Gene Ontology annotation, biological process: protein phosphorylation. Gene Ontology annotation, molecular function: protein kinase activity; ATP binding. The coding region runs from base 1 to 2016 and encodes 671 amino acids. The record is from RefSeq and is a predicted model, not a curated record.
AUGUUAAAGCUGAAAUCCCGAGCGGUUUUGGAAACGCCGACGACUGGGUUAUCUCGGCAACUCUCGAAAACUGGGAUAAAUACUAGCAGUAAUACUAAUAACGAAGAUGGCGGCACCAAUAAUAAGAGUUUGCGAGAACAUGGCACGACAGAGGCUGAUGAUGAUGAUUUUGAUGCGUUGAAAGCUGUCAACACCACCAACACCAACAACGAAAACUCGCAACAGCGACAUGGAAAAGGAGCGCCAAAUCCGCCGAUAAUUUCGCAGAAACCAUCCAUCCAUCGGUACCCGGGCGCGUUUGGAAACCAACCGAGGUUUGCACCGUCGCAACAGCCUCCGCCGUUACCGUUUUCGCAAGAUUUUGACGUGGCGGAUUAUUGCACGCCGGCGGAUCAACAGUUUGAGUUAGUCGGGAACAUAGCGUACGCGAAUACGAACAAGAAUAGCGGAGGAGGAGGAGGCUACGACUCUCAGCAAGGGUUACAACCGUUCGAUAGUUGCGACGGGAAAGAAAAUGGUGGCGUGAAUGGUAAAGGGUAUUUUAGCUCGAUUGUACAAAACACGACGAACGGGAAACAGUUUGGCAUGCGUUCGCCGGUGGCGUUGAGCCCGAUGCGACACAAGAGAGCGAGGUUGGGGUGUAUCAUAGAUUCGCCGAACGUGAGUCAGCAAAUGUACAACAACAACGAAUCGAGUCGAGGUGCAUUGGACGUCAUCAACGGAACUGGUGGUAGUUCUGGUCCUUCUGGUUUGCGCUUUCAGCAGCUGUCUUCGCAACAGAUGCAGUUGACGCCGAGAGAGUCCUCGCAGCCGUUUACGAUUAGCAGAGCCGGAAGUCUUCCGCAAGCGUGUUUGCAGUACUCGCAAGGCGCUGGCGGGAAUAGAAAUAGCGCAAAUGCACACAACAACAUGUUCGAAGUGCCACCGAUUCCAAACAGACAACAACAACAACAACAACAACAACAACAAGGUGGCGGUGGUGGUAGCGCGAACGCGACGAAAAAGGAAAAGUUGCUCCAAUCGCCGCCGAUAUCGCGAAACGCGUUUUUACGAGACGAAGAACAGGCGAAGGAAUUACCCGCGCAUAGCAGACGAAUAACCAAUAACAACAACGGUAGCAAUAAUGAGGCAAAGGAGAACGCGCAAAUGCUUCGAUUCCGAUCCGAGUUUGCGGAUUUAGGACUCAUCGCCAAAGGCGGAUUCGGGAAAGUUUCCAGAGUCGUUCAUCGAUUGGACGGCAAAAUGUACGCGGUCAAACGCACGGAGAAGAAGUUAUACGGCGAAUCCGAGAAAAACGACGCGUUGAGAGAAGUGCACGCGAUGGCGGCUUUAUCUUCUUUGAAUUCGCCAAACAUCGUACGAUAUUACACCUCGUGGAUGGAAUACGACCAUUUGUACAUCCAAAUGGAGCUUUGCGAACGCGGCGCCGUGAAAUUCGGACCGGACGCCAAAUUUACUAAGGACGAAGGCGAAGUUUUGUUAGUCGUUCGCGAUGUAGCUAACGCGUUAUCGGUCGCGCACGAGUCGGAGGAACGCAUCGCGCACAUGGAUGUGAAACCGGAUAAUAUUUUCGAAUCGGAGAAAAAGAUUUACAAGCUAGGGGAUUGGGGACGCGCGACGUCGACGUGCGGUGAGAAGCGGAGAAAGCUUAUCGGUGGCGCUUCAGAAAUAGACGGUGAUCAGAGAUACUUAGCCAACGAAGUGUUAAAUGACGAUUUUUCAAACUUGGCAAAGUCAGACGUGUGGAGUUUAGGCGCGACGGCGUUGGAGUUGUUGUUGGGGGAAGCGUUACCGAUGAACGGCGACAAGUAUCGAGCGUUGAGAGAUGGGCGGUCAGUGAAUGAGAACUUUGAGGAUUUUGGUUUAAGCGAGUUUUCUUGCAGCGAAGAGAUGAAGGCGUUGUUGAAGUUGAUGUUGGCGAAAGAUCCGGAAUCGAGGCCGACGGCAAAGGAAAUCAUGGUAGAGUGCGAAAAGUUGCUUUGUUUGACGAGCGCUAUGGAGUCCUCGAUGCUUUAA